GUCCAUAGACUUGGCCCUUGGUUUACAUAAUAAAUAAAGCAGCUCCUUCGACAUUGCAUCAGUCUUUGACUUUACCAACGUUCGUUCGUUCAUAUCGUUAAUAUCGUCUGGAAUCCCCGUGACUCUCAGUUUCGCCGCCAUCCCUCGGAAUAAUCCAAAGUCCUUAGGUGACGCCCAUUGGUUGAUUGCCCCGAAAGGCUGUCCAGCCCAACUACCCAACUAGCUAUUCUACCCAUCUCCUCAUCAUGUUGAGCGUGACCCGAUUGGCCCAAUUACCCCGUUGGGGCGGCUCCGUCCUGGCCCCCGUCGUCCGCUCCGUCCCUCGAUGGCAAUCGGGCGUGCGCGUCUUCUCGCAAGACGCCCGCAGCGGAUUCGCCCGCCAUGCCGAGCGGCGCAAGGCGGCCGCCUCGCCCGGGCUGAAAGAAUCGCUCCAAGCGCCCGCCACGGGCCGCUCCUUCCAAAUCGGGCAAGGCGCCUUGGCUGGCGCAGCCACCGUGGGUCUGGGCGCCCUCUGCUUCUACGGCUUGGGCUUGGCGCACGAGCCCGGGGCCGUGGAGAAGCGUCUGAUCUGGCCCGAACACGUCAAAGAGCGCAUCCGCCACACUUAUCUCUAUUUCGGCGGUUCCAUCGGGCUGACGGCCGCUUCGGCCCUGGCCGUGUUCCGCACGCCCGCCCUGCUCAAUCUGGCCAUGCGUCAGGGCAUGGUGGCUUUGGGCGUGAGCAUCGCGGCCAUGAUUGGCUCGGGCAUGUUGGUGCGCUCCAUCCCGUAUGAGAACACGGGGCCCAAGCACUUGGCCUGGUUAUUGCACUCCGGUGUCAUGGGCUUGAUGGUGGCCCCUUUGUGUCUCUUGGGCGGGCCCAUUUUGACCCGCGCGGCGUGGUACACGGCCGGGAUGGUGGGCGGCUUAAGCACGGUCGCCGCCUGCGCGCCCAGUGACAAGUUCCUCUACAUGGGUGGUCCUUUGGCCAUGGGAUUGGGCGUGGUCUUGGUCUCCAGCAUUGGUUCCGCCUUUAUGCCGCCCACCACGGCCUUGGGCGCCGGCAUGUAUUCCAUCGCGCUCUAUGGUGGCCUGAUUCUAUUUGGGGGCUUCUUGUUGUAUGAUACCCAGAAGAUCAUGCACCGAGCUGAACACCAUCCACCCAUGAUGGCCGGAGUCCGGCAGUAUGACCCCAUCAACGCCUCCAUUGGCAUCUAUAUGGACACCAUGAACAUCUUCAUCCGGAUUGCCCAGAUCCUGGCCAUGAGUGGUGGGAGUCGCCGCAAGUAAACCUCCCCAGAUGCAAUGGCUAACCUGGCUGUGAAUAUGGGGACUAUCGAAGUUGGCCUGGGAUCCCGUACCAACUGACUCUUUCUUUCUGGAUGUGGACGAAGGAUAUCCUAAUGUGUUUGAAUUCAAUAAAUUAUCUAUGACCCCCUUC
Tigriopus californicus is the source of this 1419-nucleotide messenger RNA. RefSeq names its product growth hormone-inducible transmembrane protein-like. NCBI's taxonomy places the organism in Eukaryota, Metazoa, Arthropoda, Copepoda, Harpacticoida, Harpacticidae. Gene Ontology annotation, cellular component: mitochondrial inner membrane. The transcript is spliced from 2 exons. The record is from RefSeq and is a predicted model, not a curated record. Bases 246 to 1268 code for a protein of 340 amino acids.